This is a messenger RNA of Equus caballus (horse), 7375 nucleotides long. NCBI's taxonomy places the organism in Eukaryota, Metazoa, Chordata, Mammalia, Perissodactyla, Equidae. The record is from RefSeq and is a predicted model, not a curated record.
GCGCCGGCGAGCCCAAGGGGGGGGUCGGCGGCGCCUCGGGUGCCCGCAGCCACCAGCUCGCAGCGCAGCUCCGGAGCGGGACGCGGCGCCGGGAGCCCCGGCAGCGCCAGCCCUCCCUCCCGCGUCGCCUGCCAGCGCGCCAGCGCCCGCUCCGCCCGUGACUUCAGUUCAGCUCCACCCCCGCGUGGCGGCUGCUCGCUCGGUCCGAACCGGCGCUCGGCACCAGCCCAGCCUGGACAAGCGGCAGCCACCUGCCCCGCGCCGUCUCCGUCUGCCCCCGCCGCGGCCCAACUUGGAUGGAGUUGGGGUACUGAGCGCCUGCCCCCACAGCCGGCCAGCGGAGAGCCCCGCGCCGCCACCUCCGGUCCGGGACCUUCUCUCCACUCCUCUCUGCUCCUGCGAUGGGAAAAGUUGGCGCGGCCGGCGGCUCCCCAGCCGGGCUGAGCGCGCUCCUCGCCGGCGCAGGGCUCUUGGUCUUCUGCGCCCCGGGCGCCUGCGGCGGCGGCUCUUGCUGUCCCCCGCUGCACCCCAGCCCGAACCAGCGCUGGGCUCCGACCCCAGGGGGCUUUCCUCACCAGGGAGCGCGAGGCAGGGCUCCUGCCACGCCCCUGCCCCUCCUUGGGCGCCCUCUGUUCGCAGUGGCCCCGGGAGACCGAGCGCUGUUCCUGGAGCGGGCCCCCGGCCCCGGGGGGUCAAUGGUGGUUGCUCCCCGCUCUGGCCGGAGGAGACGGAGUGGAUCGGAUCAGGAGAACGCACAAAGGGGAGAGGGCGCGAGUAGAAGCCCCCGGGGAGUGCUAAGGGACGGAGGGCAGCAGGAGCCUGGGACUCCGGAGCGGGACCCGGACAAAGCCACUCGCUUCCGGAUGGAGGAGCUGAGACUGACCAGCACCACGUUCGCGCUGACAGGCGACUCAGCACACAACCAAGCCAUGGUCCACUGGUCUGGCCACAACAGCAGCGUGAUUCUCAUUUUGACAAAGCUGUAUGACUAUAACCUGGGGAGCAUCACUGAGAGCUCGCUUUGGAGGUCAACUGAUUAUGGGACAACCUAUGAGAAGCUGAAUGAUAAAGUUGGGUUGAAAACAAUUUUGAGUUAUCUCUACGUGUGUCCUACCAACAAGCGUAAGAUCAUGUUACUCACAGACCCGGAGAUUGAGAGCAGCUUAUUGAUCAGCUCAGAUGAAGGGGCAACCUAUCAGAAGUACCGGCUGAACUUUUACAUCCAGAGCCUGCUCUUCCACCCCAAGCAAGAGGACUGGAUUCUGGCAUACAGCCAGGACCAAAAGUUAUACAGCUCCGCUGAAUUUGGAAGAAGGUGGCAGCUUAUCCAGGAAGGGGUCGCACCAAACAGGUUCUACUGGUCUGUGAUGGGAUCGAACAAGGAACCGGAUCUCGUGCAUCUAGAGGCCAGAACUGUGGAUGGUCAUUCCCAAUAUCUAACUUGCCGAAUGCAGAACUGCACAGAGGCCAACAGACAUAAACCUUUCCCAGGCUACAUUGACCCAGACUCUCUGAUUGUCCAGGAUGAUUACGUGUUUGUUCAGCUGACAUCAGGAGGACGGCCACAUUACUACGUGUCCUACCGAAGGAAUGCAUUUGCGCAAAUGAAGCUGCCCAAAUAUGCUUUGCCCAAGGACAUGCACGUCAUCAGCACAGAUGAGAAUCAAGUGUUUGCAGCAGUGCAAGAAUGGAACCAAAAUGACACAUACAACCUCUACAUCUCAGACACCCGUGGUGUCUACUUCACCCUGGCCUUGGAAAAUGUCCAGAGCAGCAGAGGACCUGAGGGCAAUGUCAUGAUCGACCUCUAUGAGGUAGCAGGGAUAAAGGGAAUGUUCUUGGCUAACAAGAAGAUUGACAACCAAGUGAAGACUUUCAUCACCUAUAACAAAGGCAGAGACUGGCGUUUGCUGCAGGCACCAGACACGGAUCUAAGGGGAGACCCGGUUCAGUGCUUACUGCCCUAUUGCUCACUGCACCUUCACCUUAAGGUCUCUGAGAAUCCCUACACAUCAGGGAUCAUUGCCAGCCGAGACACAGCUCCCAGCAUCAUAGUGGCUUCAGGUAACAUUGGCUCUGAACUCUCAGAUAGCGACAUCAGCAUGUUUGUCUCUUCUGAUGCAGGGAACACCUGGAGGCAGAUUUUUGAAGAAGAGCACAGCGUUUUGUAUCUGGAUCAAGGUGGAGUCCUCGUUGCUAUGAAGCACACAUCUCUCCCAAUUCGACAUCUCUGGUUGAGUUUUGAUGAAGGGAGAUCUUGGAGCAAAUACAGUUUCACAUCUAUUCCACUUUUUGUGGAUGGGGUUCUGGGUGAGCCCGGGGAAGAGACUCUAAUCAUGACAGUGUUUGGACACUUCAGCCACCGCUCUGAAUGGCAGUUGGUCAAAGUGGACUACAAGUCCAUUUUUGACAGACGGUGUGCCGAGGAGGACUACAGACCCUGGCAGCUGCAUAGCCAGGGGGAAGCAUGCAUCAUGGGAGCAAAGAGGAUAUAUAAGAAGCGAAGAUCUGAGCGGAAAUGUAUGCAAGGAAAAUACGCAGGAGCUAUGGAGUCUGAACCCUGUGUAUGCACAGAGGCUGAUUUUGACUGUGACUAUGGUUAUGAGCGACACAGCAAUGGUCAGUGCCUGCCGGCAUUUUGGUUCAAUCCAUCUUCUCUGUCGAAGGAUUGCAGCUUGGGGCAGAGUUACCUCAACAGUACUGGGUAUAGGAAGGUGGUUUCCAAUAACUGCACUGAUGGAGUGAGAGAACAAUACACUGCCAAACCACAGAAAUGUCCCGGGAAGGCCCCGCGGGGGCUCCGGAUCGUCACUGCUGAUGGAAAGUUGACAGCGGAACAAGGGCACAAUGUUACUCUCAUGGUACAGCUGGAAGAGGGUGAUGUUCAGAGGACACUCAUCCAGGUGGACUUCGGUGAUGGCAUCGCUGUGUCCUACGUCAACCUCAGCUCCAUGGAAGAUGGGAUCAAACAUGUCUAUCAUAAUGUGGGCAUUUUCCGAGUGACCGUGCAGGUGGACAACAGUCUGGGGUCUGACAGCGCCGUCCUGUACUUACAUGUAACUUGUCCCCUGGAGCAUGUACACCUGUCUCUUCCCUUUGUCACCACAAAGAACAAAGAGGUCAACGCAACUGCAGUGCUGUGGCCCAGCCAAGUGGGCACCCUCACUUAUGUGUGGUGGUACGGAAACAACACGGAGCCCCUGAUCACCUUGGAGGGAAGUAUAUCAUUCAAGUUUACUUCUGAAGGGAUGAACACCAUCACAGUGCAGGUCUCAGCUGGGAAUGCCAUCCUACAAGACACAAAGACCAUCGCGGUGUAUGAGGAAUUCCGAUCUCUUCGCCUGUCUUUUUCUCCAAACCUGGACGACUACAACCCGGACAUCCCUGAGUGGAGGAGGGACAUCAGCCGAGUCAUCAAAAAGUCCCUGGUGGAAGCCACAGGGGUUCCAAGCCAGCACAUCUUGGUGGCAGUGCUCCCUGGCUUGCCCACCGCUGCUGAGCUGUUUGUCUUGCCCUAUCAGGAUCCGACAGGAGAAAACAGAAGGUCCGCUGAGGACCUGGAGCAGAUAUCAGAACUACUCAUCCACAAGCUCAACCAAAACUUGGUGCACUUUGAGCUGAAACCUGGGGUCCAAGUCUUUGUCCAUGCAGCCCACUUAACAGCAGCUCCACUCGUGGACGUCACUCCAACCCACAGUGGAUCUGCCAUGCUGAUGCUGCUAUCAGUGGUGUUUGUGGGGCUGGCGGUGUUCGUCAUCUACAAGUUUAAAAGGUACGUGUCCCUCCAUCCACUUCUCCCCUCCCUCUUCCUUCUCCCUGACAGGUUCAGAAGCACGUGUUGCAGUGACAUACGUCUCCUGGUCAUAGCAGUGAUGGUUUCUGUUAAUGUUUUAGGAAGAUCCCGGGGAUUAAUGUUUAUGCCCAGAUGCAGAAUGAGAAAGAACGAGAGAUGGUCAGUCGAGUCAGUCACACUGAAAGCAGGUCCCAUAUCCCUCAGACUGAACUAAGGAGGCCUGGCCAGCUGAUAGAUGAGAAGGUGGAAUCCCAGCUCAUAGGAAGUAUUUCCAUAGUUGCUGAGAAUCAAAGCACAAAAGAAAUCCCUACCUAUGUAAAUGUUUGAAUGGAGGACGCCAGUAAAAACAAAAACAAACAAAAAAUAAAAUAAAAACAGUCCAAAUCCAAACAAACAAACAAACACUCACUGCAUCGGGACUUUUUAAUUCUUCAGACACAGACAACAAGGGUUUUUAGCUUUAAGCCUGUGCAUGUGGACAAUACCUUGAGAACAGGCUUGGAGGGCAGUGUACAGGUGCUGUAUUUUACUGGAAAAACACUCCCCUCCCCCUUUCUUCUUCUCUCUCUUUUUUCUGAUCGGUCGUGUUUGUAGAAAAUUCAUAACAUAUAAAAGCCAAGGAAAUCUGCAUGUAUUUUUGGAAAUAUUCUUGGCUCUAGAUUUAACAGCUAUUUUAGCACUCCAGGCUGGUGGGUGGAUUAGCCACCCCGGCCCCUUUCAUAAGACACAAAGACAUGCACAGGAGUCUGAAACCCUGAGCUGUUUCUCUGUUCCGCUUUUCUUAUUGCCAUUUUCCCUUCUCAGUUAUCUUUCGUGGCCCUCGGGCCAGCAGUGGCCACAAGGCUGCUUUCUCCACUGUGUGCGGCCACAGGGACUAAGAAGCGACUUGAAGUUUCACAUAUGCAGGCAGAGUAGGGAAGAAAGGCAGGCAAGGGGCAAGCGUGUUGGAAGAGGACCUUUGUUUCCUGUUCACCCCUUCCCAUCAGGGCUGCUUUCUCUGGCAGCUUUCCCCACUCCUGCCCCAAAGUAGGUAGAAAACAGAAUCCCAGGUACCCAUUGUUCUACUUUCCCAUUGUUUGCUACCCAUGUGUAUUCAUGAUCUGUUGAUGUCUUUGUAUCUCUUCCUUCCAAUCCCCAAGUUAUCCUUCAACUGCUCCUACUUUUUGUCCCCAAACAUGUUGCUAGAUUCUGGGCAUUAAUCCUGUUGUUCCCUAAAUACUGACCCAGCCCCUGCCAACCCUCCACCACCCACAGGUAUCUGAUCGCUCCAUCAGUUUUGUCAGUUUUAUACACUCCCAAGCAUGCCAGCUUACAUACACACUGACCAAACUGCAUCCUGGCCUGCAGGGUUCCACUUCCUGUAUCCUUUGUCUCCUCCUGUAGAACCUGCUUCUUCCAAAUAUCAUCACUUUUCCCACCUAGAAACACGUAACGUGUGUGAAAGAGUUGAGACAUGCAAAGCAAUUCAAACCUGGCCCUGUACGUUACAAAAGAAAGCAUCCAGAUAGAUAAUGGUAUUCUCAUACCUUAACAAAAAUCUCAUGCGGUCAGAUUCCAAAAGGUUCUUGUGAGAAUUGUUUUGAAUGUGUUACCCUGUGGCAGGGCAGUUUCCUCCUGUGAUGGUUGCUCUUACUGAGUAUUUCCUCUCUCACAGUAGAGUAAAAGUAUUUGUAAAAUAAAACGGAUUUCAACCAGAAGAAGAAGCAGGCUAAUGGAUUUAAUGUUUAGGAGUCUCAAAAAGUCUGAGAAUACACAGAGGUCUUAUCUUCACCAGGAUGAGAUUUCGAUGAUGUAGGAUGGUCCCCGACAUUUCACAGGUGUGCCCUCUGAUCUCUGAGUAUCACAGUAUCAGCAAAAGACAAAUCAAUAAGCAUAAAGCCGGGGGAGUUAGCUGACUAACUAAAACAGAGGGGCUCAAAGCAUGAAGAAAUCCCUGUUUUUCCAGGGCAGUCAUGAAAGAAGGCCCAGAGAAGGGAAGGAGCAAAAGUAUGUCCAGCAGAAGCCCUUGGAGUAUUAGGAAUUGGGCAAAGCCCGUCUAAAAUCUAGGAAAAAGUGGUUUUGAAAAACUGCUCAGAGAGUGCAGCUUCCUUCUUGGCCAUGUCCCCAAGCCACCAACAGAGUAUAACAGGGCUCUGUGGUCGUGGGGGUGUCCUGAAGAUUCUACAGAUCCGUGCCCCUUUGUAGCUCAGCAAGGGAGGAGAAGCCAAGCGGCAGUCAGAAGUUAAUCAAGCAGAAGGUUUGGUGGUUGAGGAUGCCCGGUAGGAAUCUGGGCAAUGGAUUAUGCCUGAGGCAGCCAUCUGUUUGUAGAACUCAAUUGAUCCCCAACCUGCCAGGCUUCCUAUCCCAUAGGAAACAUCCUCAUUGAUCCUCUUCAGUUGGAGCCUCCCAAAUUGAAUCUGGAAGACAAAGUGUUUGGAAACCAAAAGAGGCUCACUCAAAGCAGCACAGGGAGUCCUCAGAGUUGCAGUUCGGUUGAUUUUAAUUGGAAAAUUAUGAAAAAAUGGAAUAACACUCAAUCUAGCACAGUGCCUUGCCUAGAGGAGGUAUCAAGAAAAUGAUUUGUUUAAAAAUAAAUGAAUGAAUACAUGAGAAGACAUAGGGAAGAAUGGGCUUGUAAGUCCUAAUUAAAAACAGAGGUGGACAUGAGACGCCUGGCAUUUUGGAAAGUGAUCAACGAUGGCCAGCUCUAGAUUCUGCAUCUCCAGGGUCCUCAUGUGCCUCUCCUCAAAGCUCCCUCCCACCUGUAGGAGAUUCCUGAGGCCAGGUGCUGCUCAGAGGGGCCCUCAUUGUUCUCACAAUCUAGCUCCAUGCUUCUCAGGAGUAUCAGCAUCACCUCGGACUUGUUAGAAAUGCAAAUUUGGUGUACCCCUCUCCCCAGACCUACUUAAUCAGAAACUCCAGGCGUGGAGCCCAGCAAUCUGUUUUCACAAGCGCUUAAAGUGAUUAUGAUGUCCACUAAAGUUUGAGAACCACUGAACUAGGCCAUUCGAGCUCAAUCCCAAAGAGAAGGUAGUAAUGAGAGCCUGCAAAUGGGAGGUAUCCAAGUGCCUACCUACUCCCUAGCAGCAGGUGCAAACACAAUAGGAGUUGGGUGGGCAUGAGGCAGAGAGUGGGUGGGGAGAGAUGGAUGUGGAAGGUAAGAUUCAGGGCAAACUAACAAUCUGACAUUGCCGCCUUUUCCAAAAUCUCAGCAGGCAAACUGUGCGUGCUGUACCCUGAACUACCCAACCAACAUUUUCUCCUUUGCCUUACUCCUAAUUGGAUUCACUGUCCAAAAUGCAGAGGUUUGCUUUGCUUUUUUUCAGAAGUUCCAAACAGCAACUUUGAGAGCAGUGGGGUGCUUGGCAGCUGUUCUGUGUUUUCCAGGAUUCCAACUGAGCAUUGAAAUCCCUCAUUUGCCAACUUAUUUUUAUAGGAAGCCAAUUAAAAAAAGAAAAAGUUUUCUUAUAGUAUCGGAACUAUGUCUAAUUUUAAAACAACUUUUCUGAUGUAUUUUUUGUUAAAUACUAUGUAGUGUAAUGUAUAAUUGCUCUUGUUUAUUGCUUUUACAAUCAUAUUUAUUAAACAGAUAAUGUCUCUAAA